Messenger RNA from Drosophila melanogaster (fruit fly), 6101 nucleotides. It is a transcript of the gene Col4a1, whose product is annotated as collagen type IV alpha 1. NCBI's taxonomy places the organism in Eukaryota, Metazoa, Arthropoda, Insecta, Diptera, Drosophilidae. Bases 220 to 5559 code for a protein of 1779 amino acids. Gene Ontology annotation, molecular function: extracellular matrix structural constituent. Gene Ontology annotation, cellular component: basement membrane; collagen trimer. The record is from RefSeq and is marked reviewed. The transcript is spliced from 9 exons. Gene Ontology annotation, biological process: embryo development ending in birth or egg hatching.
UAUAAUUAGUCGUGUUCCGUCUCCCCGAGUAAGUAGUAGUCUGGUCUCGGUCCGGAGCUGAUCUGGCCAGCUGGUUUUAGUCUUUAGUCAGCGCUGUGGAGUGGUGAUCGGUUCGGAUCGGAUCGCUCGGUUGUGAAUGCCCAGCGACGGCAACAUAUAAACUUCAAAUUCGACGAGGACAGAGCAAAUAAUUGUGCAGGCUUAAGUGCAUAGGGCAUCAUGUUGCCCUUCUGGAAGCGGCUGCUAUACGCCGCUGUGAUCGCGGGAGCGUUAGUCGGUGCCGACGCUCAAUUUUGGAAGACGGCUGGUACGGCCGGUUCGAUUCAGGACUCCGUGAAACACUACAAUCGAAAUGAACCCAAGUUCCCAAUCGACGACAGUUACGACAUUGUAGACUCUGCCGGCGUGGCGCGCGGCGAUCUGCCGCCCAAGAAUUGUACGGCCGGAUAUGCGGGCUGUGUGCCCAAGUGCAUAGCGGAGAAGGGCAACCGUGGUCUGCCGGGCCCUCUUGGACCCACGGGAUUGAAGGGCGAAAUGGGUUUCCCUGGCAUGGAGGGACCAUCUGGUGACAAGGGUCAGAAGGGUGAUCCCGGCCCAUACGGACAGCGUGGUGAUAAGGGUGAGCGCGGAUCGCCUGGUCUUCAUGGUCAGGCUGGUGUACCCGGAGUCCAGGGACCCGCCGGCAAUCCCGGAGCCCCUGGUAUCAACGGUAAAGACGGUUGCGACGGACAGGAUGGUAUUCCUGGCUUGGAGGGUCUAUCCGGAAUGCCCGGACCUCGCGGAUAUGCCGGCCAGCUUGGCAGCAAGGGCGAGAAGGGUGAACCGGCAAAGGAGAACGGUGAUUACGCGAAGGGCGAGAAGGGUGAGCCCGGUUGGAGGGGGACUGCCGGUUUGGCUGGACCACAAGGAUUUCCUGGAGAAAAGGGCGAGCGCGGCGACAGUGGACCUUACGGAGCCAAAGGACCCCGGGGUGAGCACGGUCUGAAGGGAGAGAAGGGUGCCUCCUGCUACGGACCCAUGAAGCCUGGUGCACCGGGUAUCAAGGGCGAGAAGGGUGAGCCCGCGUCCUCGUUUCCCGUCAAACCGACCCACACGGUGAUGGGACCUCGCGGCGAUAUGGGACAGAAGGGAGAGCCUGGCCUAGUUGGCCGCAAGGGUGAGCCCGGACCUGAAGGCGACACUGGACUCGAUGGACAGAAGGGCGAGAAGGGUCUGCCCGGCGGCCCAGGCGAUCGCGGUCGCCAAGGUAACUUUGGACCCCCAGGAUCUACAGGACAAAAGGGAGAUCGUGGCGAGCCGGGCCUUAAUGGUCUGCCCGGUAAUCCCGGACAGAAGGGUGAGCCAGGACGUGCUGGAGCGACAGGUAAGCCUGGUCUGCUCGGUCCUCCGGGACCGCCAGGCGGUGGCCGUGGAACACCAGGACCCCCGGGACCCAAAGGACCCCGCGGCUAUGUUGGCGCACCUGGACCCCAGGGAUUAAACGGAGUUGAUGGACUACCGGGUCCUCAGGGAUACAAUGGACAAAAGGGAGGUGCUGGUCUGCCCGGUCGCCCCGGCAACGAGGGACCUCCUGGCAAAAAGGGAGAAAAGGGAACCGCAGGACUUAAUGGACCAAAGGGAUCCAUCGGACCCAUUGGACACCCAGGACCACCGGGACCAGAGGGACAGAAGGGUGACGCCGGUUUGCCCGGUUAUGGCAUUCAAGGAUCUAAGGGAGAUGCUGGCAUACCUGGUUAUCCCGGACUAAAGGGUAGCAAGGGAGAGCGCGGCUUCAAGGGCAAUGCUGGUGCUCCCGGUGACUCCAAGCUGGGUCGUCCUGGAACUCCCGGUGCCGCUGGUGCUCCUGGACAAAAGGGAGACGCUGGUCGUCCCGGCACUCCUGGCCAAAAGGGAGACAUGGGUAUCAAGGGUGACGUCGGCGGCAAAUGCUCAUCGUGCAGGGCCGGACCAAAGGGUGAUAAGGGAACGAGCGGACUGCCUGGAAUUCCCGGAAAGGAUGGCGCACGAGGACCGCCUGGAGAGCGCGGAUAUCCCGGAGAGCGUGGACACGAUGGAAUCAACGGACAAACUGGACCGCCUGGUGAGAAGGGAGAGGACGGUCGCACUGGUCUUCCCGGAGCAACUGGAGAGCCUGGCAAACCUGCUCUGUGCGAUUUGAGUUUGAUUGAGCCAUUGAAGGGUGACAAGGGUUACCCUGGUGCGCCAGGUGCAAAGGGCGUGCAAGGAUUCAAGGGAGCAGAAGGUCUGCCUGGUAUCCCUGGACCCAAAGGAGAAUUCGGUUUCAAGGGUGAGAAGGGUUUGAGCGGAGCACCCGGCAACGACGGAACACCCGGACGCGCUGGGCGGGACGGAUACCCCGGAAUUCCCGGUCAAUCCAUCAAGGGCGAGCCAGGCUUCCAUGGAAGGGACGGAGCAAAGGGCGACAAGGGAUCAUUUGGCCGAAGCGGCGAGAAGGGAGAGCCCGGUAGCUGUGCGCUUGACGAAAUUAAGAUGCCCGCCAAGGGUAACAAGGGUGAGCCCGGCCAAACCGGCAUGCCAGGACCUCCGGGAGAAGACGGCAGCCCGGGAGAGAGGGGCUAUACCGGAUUGAAGGGCAACACUGGACCACAGGGACCUCCUGGCGUUGAAGGACCCCGCGGCUUGAAUGGACCUCGCGGUGAAAAGGGCAACCAGGGCGCUGUCGGAGUACCUGGUAAUCCUGGCAAGGACGGCCUUCGCGGCAUUCCCGGACGCAAUGGACAGCCUGGACCGAGGGGAGAGCCUGGUAUUUCGAGACCCGGCCCUAUGGGCCCACCCGGUCUCAAUGGUCUGCAAGGUGAGAAGGGCGACCGUGGUCCAACCGGACCCAUUGGUUUUCCCGGUGCCGAUGGCAGUGUGGGAUAUCCUGGAGAUAGAGGCGAUGCCGGUCUGCCCGGAGUAUCUGGACGUCCCGGAAUUGUUGGUGAGAAGGGAGACGUGGGCCCGAUCGGACCCGCUGGUGUUGCCGGACCUCCUGGUGUUCCUGGUAUUGAUGGUGUGCGUGGACGUGAUGGCGCCAAGGGUGAGCCCGGCAGUCCCGGAUUGGUCGGCAUGCCCGGUAACAAAGGUGACCGUGGUGCUCCUGGAAAUGACGGACCCAAGGGCUUUGCUGGCGUUACUGGUGCUCCCGGAAAGCGCGGACCUGCUGGUAUUCCCGGAGUUUCCGGUGCCAAGGGUGACAAGGGCGCUACUGGCUUGACUGGCAACGAUGGACCUGUGGGAGGCCGCGGUCCUCCAGGUGCUCCUGGACUGAUGGGCAUUAAGGGUGACCAAGGAUUGGCAGGCGCCCCUGGACAACAAGGACUGGACGGUAUGCCUGGCGAAAAGGGUAACCAAGGAUUCCCCGGUCUGGAUGGACCUCCUGGUUUGCCUGGAGAUGCCUCCGAGAAAGGACAAAAGGGUGAACCCGGUCCAUCCGGACUCCGCGGCGAUACAGGUCCGGCCGGAACGCCCGGUUGGCCAGGAGAGAAGGGUUUGCCCGGUCUGGCUGUUCACGGUCGUGCUGGUCCGCCAGGCGAGAAGGGUGACCAGGGACGCAGUGGAAUCGAUGGACGAGAUGGAAUUAACGGCGAGAAGGGUGAACAAGGUCUGCAGGGCGUUUGGGGCCAGCCUGGCGAGAAGGGAUCUGUCGGCGCACCUGGUAUUCCUGGUGCUCCCGGAAUGGAUGGUUUGCCCGGCGCUGCUGGUGCUCCUGGUGCUGUUGGCUAUCCUGGUGAUCGCGGUGACAAGGGAGAGCCUGGUCUAUCUGGUCUGCCCGGACUCAAGGGUGAGACUGGACCCGUUGGACUGCAGGGCUUCACCGGUGCUCCUGGCCCUAAGGGUGAGCGCGGUAUUCGUGGUCAGCCCGGUCUUCCGGCCACCGUUCCCGACAUCCGUGGUGAUAAGGGAUCCCAGGGCGAGCGCGGCUACACUGGCGAGAAGGGCGAGCAAGGCGAACGAGGCUUGACUGGUCCUGCUGGCGUCGCUGGAGCAAAGGGAGAUCGCGGAUUGCAGGGACCACCAGGUGCAAGCGGAUUGAACGGCAUUCCCGGAGCCAAGGGAGACAUUGGUCCAAGAGGCGAGAUCGGUUAUCCAGGAGUUACCAUUAAGGGCGAGAAGGGUCUGCCCGGUCGCCCAGGCAGAAACGGACGUCAAGGUCUUAUUGGAGCACCCGGCUUAAUUGGAGAACGUGGUCUGCCUGGCUUGGCCGGAGAGCCCGGCCUCGUGGGCCUGCCUGGACCCAUUGGACCAGCUGGCAGCAAGGGAGAGCGUGGUCUCGCCGGCAGUCCCGGACAACCAGGACAGGAUGGCUUCCCCGGCGCACCUGGAUUGAAGGGAGAUACUGGACCGCAGGGCUUUAAGGGCGAACGUGGUCUGAAUGGCUUCGAGGGACAAAAGGGAGACAAGGGUGACCGAGGACUCCAAGGACCGUCUGGACUGCCCGGCUUGGUUGGACAGAAGGGAGAUACCGGCUACCCUGGCUUAAAUGGAAACGAUGGACCUGUCGGAGCUCCUGGCGAGCGCGGCUUCACCGGGCCCAAGGGACGCGAUGGACGCGACGGAACACCAGGUCUGCCUGGACAGAAGGGUGAACCAGGAAUGCUGCCACCACCAGGACCCAAGGGCGAACCUGGUCAGCCGGGACGCAAUGGACCUAAGGGAGAGCCCGGACGUCCGGGAGAGCGUGGCUUGAUUGGCAUCCAGGGUGAGCGUGGCGAAAAGGGUGAGCGCGGCCUGAUCGGUGAGACUGGUAACGUGGGACGACCCGGACCCAAGGGAGAUCGCGGAGAGCCAGGCGAGAGGGGAUAUGAGGGCGCCAUUGGUUUGAUCGGCCAGAAGGGUGAGCCCGGUGCUCCAGCCCCCGCUGCUCUGGACUAUCUCACCGGUAUCCUGAUUACGCGACACAGUCAAUCGGAAACGGUGCCCGCUUGCUCGGCUGGACACACGGAACUGUGGACGGGUUACUCCCUGUUGUACGUCGAUGGCAAUGACUAUGCCCACAACCAGGACCUUGGAUCCCCCGGAUCCUGUGUGCCACGCUUCUCAACGCUGCCCGUACUGUCGUGUGGUCAGAAUAACGUCUGCAACUACGCCUCCAGAAAUGACAAGACCUUCUGGCUGACAACCAACGCCGCCAUUCCGAUGAUGCCCGUUGAAAACAUCGAGAUCCGCCAGUACAUCUCACGUUGCGUCGUUUGUGAGGCGCCGGCUAAUGUGAUCGCCGUGCACAGUCAAACGAUAGAGGUGCCCGACUGUCCGAAUGGCUGGGAGGGUCUCUGGAUUGGCUACAGUUUCCUCAUGCACACUGCCGUGGGCAACGGUGGCGGUGGACAGGCGCUGCAAUCGCCUGGCUCCUGUUUGGAGGACUUCCGUGCAACGCCCUUCAUCGAGUGCAACGGCGCCAAGGGCACGUGCCACUUCUAUGAGACGAUGACAAGCUUCUGGAUGUACAACCUGGAGUCCUCACAGCCGUUCGAGAGGCCACAGCAGCAGACGAUCAAGGCCGGCGAGCGGCAGUCGCAUGUGUCCAGGUGCCAGGUGUGCAUGAAGAACUCCUCGUAGGACCUCCAAUCCCAACACAGACACACCCACAGCACAGAGCAUAAGUUUAAUCUAAAUGUAAAGCCUUAAAAUUACCAACGAAUCGUGUGCACACCCACACGAUCACAACACAAACACAAACAAACAAACCAACACACACACACACAUACAUACACCGACGAACCAACACUGCUACAAAUUCCUUAAUCUAACCAAAAAGAAAAAAAAACGGAUCCACAAGUCGAAGUGCUAAUUACCGACCGACCUGGACCACAAUGCCAUUUUUUAUCUGCCAAUUAAUGUUCUAAACAAAUGUAAACUGCUUCUAAGUUACGUUACGUAUGUUAAGUAAAUGAAACAAAUAAAUAAACUAGCCUCGGUCGUAUGUCCAAAAGUAUAAAAUAAACUAUGUGCCAGCAUGUUCCAUUUAUUUUUGAAACCGAUUAAAUGCGAAACAAUGCAACAAAACGCGGUAUCGAACGAAUAUCGAACGAAUCGAAUCCUCAACUGCUAUACAAAACUUGUCGCAUAUCGUUUUAAAAUAAACUAAAAUUUAUAAAUAC